Linepithema humile (Argentine ant) is the source of this 1149-nucleotide messenger RNA. RefSeq lists its product as uncharacterized. The record is from RefSeq and is a predicted model, not a curated record. NCBI's taxonomy places the organism in Eukaryota, Metazoa, Arthropoda, Insecta, Hymenoptera, Formicidae.
CAUUGUAUUCCCUCGCGAUUAAGUAUUUUAAAAUUUUGAGAAGAUUACUUGGAAAAGAAAAUAAUGAUGCUUUCUGAAAGGUACCUCUGUCCAUCUAUAUAAGAAGGGAAAGCACUUUUGACUAGUCAGUAUUACUUCGUGUUUGUCAAUAAGUAGUAUGUUUGCGAAAUACUCAGAGAUUGUACAAUUACUGCUAUUAUUGUGCAUCAUCAUGCACAAUUGUCGAUCGUCGCCGAUCGAGCCAGUCGUGAAAUCACCUGAUGAAGAAACCACGAAUCAACCACAAAUCGGUCGUUCGCCGAACGAAGACGAUGCAUCGAAAUCCGACAAAGAAAUUGACUUGCCUGAAAGCGUAAAUUUUAUCAACUUCUGGAAAUUUCAUCGGUAUGCCGAGAUCGAGCUAGAAAAUCCGAUGAAAAUUUCAUUGUUCCCUGCAAAAGACAGUGAGAGAAAAGUUAAGAAAAUCAAUGACAAUGCGCAGCGGGAGGCAACUAAUCAAACCGACAUCAAUAGCGAUGCCCAAAUUGUUCAAAAUGUGACUAAAGAAAGCGAUCAAUCGUCUGACCAGGCUGAUCAGAGCUUCUUCUUUAAAGAUUUUGACGAUCUGGCGUCUUUUCUACCUGAUCCUGAAGACCACAAGCCGAAGCACAGGGUACCAAGAAUGCAAGUGGCUAGUUAUAAUUGUAAUGGCAUUUUAAACAAGCUACUUUGGCUUAGAUUUAUAAUGUGCUUCGAUCCGACCACGCCUAACCCUUUUGGAUUGUAAAUUGAUUGAUUGAAGCAGAAAGACAAAGUGAAUAUAACUCAAGCAAUUCAAUUGAUUAUAAAUUAACUGACGUUUCGAUAACUAUAGAAUUAAAUGUAACCAAGGAAUUACAUUAGGAAUAUAAUCUCUGAAAUAAUAAAAGUGAUUGAGUAGAAACAAGGAUUUCCCUGUAUAGACUUUUUUAAACAUUGAUUCCAUUAAGUUGAAAUUAGAAUAUCUUACUUACUGAGACAUAAGAAGCGUAAAACACUUAUUUUCGAAAAUCAUAAAAUUUGCACAAAAUAUAUUAUAAACACACAAAAUAUUUCACGCAUACUGAUUUAAAUACGUAUUGUUCUAGUAUUGUAAACAUGUUUAGAAAAUAAAAAUUUGAGCAAGGUUAA